Acinonyx jubatus (cheetah) is the source of this 2911-nucleotide messenger RNA. RefSeq names its product solute carrier family 25 member 22 (gene SLC25A22). NCBI's taxonomy places the organism in Eukaryota, Metazoa, Chordata, Mammalia, Carnivora, Felidae. The transcript is spliced from 11 exons. Gene Ontology annotation, biological process: malate-aspartate shuttle; L-glutamate transmembrane transport; aspartate transmembrane transport. Bases 436 to 1407 code for a protein of 323 amino acids. Gene Ontology annotation, molecular function: L-glutamate transmembrane transporter activity; L-aspartate transmembrane transporter activity. The record is from RefSeq and is a predicted model, not a curated record.
GGCCGGGGGCAGGGGGCGGAGCGCGCAGCGCCGAGCGGACGCGUCUCCGCGCCUCGGAGCAGCCGGGCGCGCGGCACGGCGGGGAGGCGAGCGCGGCGGCGGCGGCGGCAGAGCGCGCGGGCUGCGGGGAGCCUAGGCGCGCCCAAAGUGAAAGAGAAAGUCGCCCCCCCCAAGGCCGGCCCCGCCCCGCCCAGCGGCCAAUCCGUGCCGCCGGCACCUCCCUCGGCCACUGGAUCUCCUCUGUGAGCCCCGCGGGCUGGAGUCCUGGAGGAGCUGAGUGCCGUCCUCGGGAAGAGAAGUGGUGGUUUUGAAAUUCCCCAGAAAGUGGAGGACCGCCCCUCCCCCUCUGUCCCGCCCACCCUCUGCCGCCUCUACCUCGUCCAUCCGUCUUCCACCGUCCACCUCUCCGGCUCCUACCUGGGCGCGCUCAGUUAAAUGGCUGAUAAGCAGAUCAGUCUGCCAGCCAAGCUCAUCAAUGGCGGCAUCGCCGGGCUGAUCGGGGUCACCUGCGUGUUCCCCAUCGACCUGGCCAAGACCAGGCUGCAGAACCAGCAGAAUGGCCAGCGCGUGUACAGCAGCAUGUCUGACUGCCUCAUCAAGACCGUCCGCUCGGAGGGCUACUUUGGCAUGUACCGAGGAGCCGCCGUGAACCUGACCCUCGUCACCCCGGAGAAGGCCAUCAAGCUGGCCGCCAACGACUUCUUUCGAUAUCAGCUCUCCAAGGACGGGCAGAAGCUGACCCUGUUUAAGGAGAUGCUGGCGGGCUGUGGAGCUGGCACCUGCCAGGUGAUUGUGACCACCCCCAUGGAGAUGCUGAAGAUCCAGCUUCAGGACGCCGGCCGCCUCGCCGCCCAGAAGAAGAUACUGGCUGCCCAGGCCCAGCUGUCGGCCCAAGGGGGCGCCCAGCCCUCCGUGGAGGCCACGGCCACCCCCCGGCCCACAGCCACCCAGCUGACCCGGGACCUGCUUCGGAGCCGGGGCAUCGCCGGCCUCUACAAGGGACUGGGGGCCACACUGCUCAGGGACGUCCCCUUCUCCAUCGUCUACUUCCCCCUCUUUGCCAACCUGAACCAGCUGGGCCGUCCGGCAUCCGCGGAGAAGUCUCCUUUCUACGUGUCCUUCCUGGCUGGCUGUGUGGCUGGGAGCACGGCUGCCGUGGCUGUCAACCCCUGUGACGUGGUGAAGACCAGACUCCAGUCGCUGCAGCGCGGCGUCAACGAGGACACCUACACUGGGUUCCUGGACUGUGCCAGGAAGAUCCUGAGGCACGAGGGCCCCUCGGCCUUCCUGAAGGGUGCCUACUGCCGUGCCCUGGUCAUCGCCCCGCUGUUCGGCAUCGCUCAAGUGGUCUACUUCCUGGGCAUCGCCGAGACCCUGCUGGGGCUGCUGCAGCCACCCCAGCACUGAGCCCGGAGGCCACCCAUGCCCUCCAGCCGCGUGGGACCAGAGCGGGGCCGGAGCCGGGUGGCCUGCCCAGGACUGAGCGAGAGGAAGUCUCUGUCUGCCUCUCCGCACAUGGAUGGGGGGGGGGAAGCAGAGGAGGGGCACAGGGUCCACGUGGGUGGUGCACACAGGGGCCCCCGAGGGGUCCUGCCUGCACGACCAUUGGGAUCAACGUCGUAUUUAUGUAGAAAGCGCAGAAAUCUUUACAUUCCUGGAGCCAGCCCCCGCCACAGCUCCGCCCCAGCCUGAACACCCCCAGGGACAGAGCUGGUCUCUGGGCUGGGGCCCCCAGGCCUGGGCUGGGCAAGCGGGACCCUACCCUCCAGUCUACCAGCUCUCGUCCCCGAGGCUUGGCCCCUAGUCUACAAAGGGGACCCCGCACAAACCUAUUUAUUAACUUGCUGAGCACAAGUGCUCUGUCCGUCCUUGUGUCCGUCCGUCCAGCCUCCCCUUGCCGUCGCCCUUCUCGCCUCAGCCCGGACUCCACAUUGCCCCCCAGCCAGCCUUGCAGGAGGUCUCUUGCCCCCCAUAUUGAGCCAGGAGUCCCAGGUGCAGGGGGGGUCACUGGGUUCUGACUCCCAGGGCAAGCCCCCCCUACUCUACCGUGGGACCCAGCAUCCCUCCCGGUGGGGCCUCUCAACCCCCACCCCAGGCUGGGGACCCAUGGUGUAUAAGGUCUGUGUGCAUGUGAGAAUGUUCUGGGGGGCAGAUUGUGUCCACCAGCCCUCAACCGGCCUGGCCUCUCAGAGACGGGGCUGUGGCAGGGUCGCCGGCCUUACCCACGUGGCCAGGCAAUGUGUGCGUGUUUGUGCCGUGUGCUCUAGGCUCCCCUCUGACCCCGUCCAGGCAUUUAUUUUUCCAGCCUGGUUCUUGUUGCCUCUCAGCAGACCCCUCUUCAGAGACACCCCCCUGCCCCCCGCCCUGGGUCUGGGAUCGGCCAGUGGGGAGGGCAGGCAUGAGGACCAGUAGGAGCCUGGGGGUACCCACUUUAUUUCUGGGGGCAGUACAUGCCCCCUCAGCCCUCCCAGGGCCCACCCUACUCUCUGGGCCUCUUCUUAAGGCCCCUGACCACACUCCAGAAGUUCUGCCCUCCCGGGAACCCCCUCUUUCAUUGAUGUUGUGAAUUGAAGCCGGCCUGCCCCCCACCCCUGCUCCGCCCCACCCCAGGCCACGUGAUUGUGUUGGUGAUUGAUCCUGAUGUGCUGGUGCUGUGUACCCCCCCCCCCCCCCGGGCUCCCUCCCCGGAGGCCCCUUCCCAGUGACACUACCUGGGGCUCAGGCCUGGCCCCCCCCCCCCCCCCACCGAGUUCACGGUUGUUCCUGGGAGCUGUCCUCUCCCACCACAUCUGUACCUUGGAAGCUGCUGCUGCUGCUUACAGAAUUAUAUUUUUUUCUUUUGAAGAGAUUUAAGAAGUUGUAACUUUUUGUGUCUUGUCCUGUAAGAAGAUAAAUAAAUAUUCUAAGUAGA